AUGAAUAAAUCAGACGGCAAGGCAGAACUCACGAGAUUCCAACAAUUAACUGUACCAAAUUUUUUUUUCCUCUUUUCCUUCUCUUUCUCUUUUCUCUCUUUCUUUCUCUUUUCUCUCUUUCUUUCUCUUUUCUCUCUCCUUUCUCUUUUCUCUCUCCUUUCUCUUUUCUCUCUCCUUUCUCUUUUCUUUCUCCUUUCUCUUUUCUUUUUUCCCUUUUCUUUCUUUUGUUUCUUCUUUCUCUUUCUUUUUCCUUUCUUUUUCCUUUUUCCUUUCUUUUUCCUUUUUCCUUUCUUUUUUCUUUUUCCUUUCCUUUUCCUUUCCUUUUCCUUUCCUUUUCCUUUCCUUUUCCUUUCCUUUUCCUUUCCUUUUCCUUUCUUUUUCCUUUCUUUUUCUCCUUUCCUUUCUUUUUCUCCUUUCCUUUCUUUUCUCCUUUCCUUUCUUUUCUCCUUUCCUUUCUUUUCUCCUUUCCUUUUUUUCUCCUUUCUUUCCUUUUCUUUCUUUUUCUCUUUCCUUUUUCUCCUUUCCUUUCUUUUCUCCUUUCCUUUCCUUCCCCCUUUCUUUUCUCCUUUCCUUUCCUUUUCUUUCCUUUCUUUUCUUUUUCCCUUUCUUUUUCUUUUUCCCUUUCUUUUUUCUUUUUUCUUUUUCUCUUUCUUUUCCUUUUUUUUUCUUUUCUCCUUUUUCUUUUUCCUUUUCUCCUUUCUUUUUCCUUUUUCUCCUUUCUUUUUUCUUUUUCUCCUUUCUUUUUUUCUUUUUCUCCUUUCUUUUUUUCUUUUCUCCUUUCUUUUUUUCUUUUUCUCCUUUCUUUUUUUUUUUUUCUCCUUUCUUUUUUCUUUUAUGUUUUUUCACACUGGAUACAAUGAGUAUAUAUUAUUUCAAGACUUCUAUACCAAAUCUGUAGGUGAAAUGGUUGGUGCUUGUAUUGUCAUCUUCAUCCUUGCAAUGUUGUAUGAGGGCCUAAAAGUGAUGAGAGAACAGAUGCUCCGGAAAGCCAAUGUGAAAACCCGUUACCACAGUAUGACAAUAGAACCCAGUUUGUCACGAGACACAAUGAUUCAGGAGGAACACAAGACAGUCGAAGUCCGAAUUCUCAGCACUUCACAUUUUGUGCAGACAUUAAUGCACAUACUGCAAGUAACUGUUAGCUACUGCCUCAUGCUUCUCUUUAUGACUUACAACGUGUGGAUGUGUGUAGCGAUCAUUCUUGGUGCUGGAGCCGGCUAUUUUGCAUUCGGAUGGAAACGAGCAAUUGUUGUCGACAUCAAUGAACACUGCCAUUGA
Molecule: messenger RNA, 1278 nt
Organism: Acanthosepion pharaonis
Lineage: Eukaryota; Metazoa; Mollusca; Cephalopoda; Sepiida; Sepiidae
Source: the annotation of a GenBank genome assembly